AUGGCCAAUAAACCUUAUAAUAACAACUAUCUGGAAAAUCCAACGCCUAACUAUUACCAUCUGGGGUUGAGAAACCAUGAGAAUCUUUCUUAUGGUAACACUAAAAAUGUGUUACAACCACCUCCUGGGUUUAAUGCACAACAACAAGAAGAGAAGAAGUCCUUAGAAGAAAUUCUAGGUACUUUCAUGAUAGAGACCAACAAGAGAUUUAACAAGAACGAAACAAGGUUGGAUAACAUGGAGACUCACUUGUCUAAUAUUACUGCUUCCAUGAAGAACAUAGAGGUGCAAGUGGGACAACUGGCCAAUGUUGUGAGUGCUUUGCAGAAAAAUAGUAGUUUCCCUGUACUUGAUGGGGGUCUAGAAGACAAGUCAAAUGGUCCUGAGGUUGAAGAUACAAUAGAAGCCAAAGAAGAGACUCCUGAAGAGAAGCCUACUGACAAGUUUAUGAAGAAAGAAGAUCUUCCAUUGUAUAAAUUGUCAAUUCCUUAUUCUCAAAAAUUUAUGAAGAAGAAAUUUGAUGAGGACUUUGCUAAGUUCUUGGAAAUUUUCAGAAAUAUCAACAUCAACAUUUAUUUUAUUGAUGCAUUAGAGCAGAUGCCUAAUUAUGUUAAGUUUAUGAAGGAGGUAUUGGCAAAGAAAAAGAAAUUUGGAGAUUAUGAAACUGUGAGCUUAGCUGAGGAAUGUAGUGCCAUAAUUCAGAAGAAGCUGCUUCAAAAGCUUAAAGAUCCAGGUAGUUUUUUAAUUCCUUGUGAGAUUGGUGGGUUGAGAUUUGAAAAGUCUUUAUGUGAUCUUGGGGCUAGUAUAAAUUUAAUGUCACUUUCGGUAUUCAAAAAGUUGGGUAUUUGUGAAUUUAAGCCGACAAAAAUUUCAUUACAAUUGGCGGAUCGAUCAUUCACUUAUCCAAGGAGAAUAAUAGAAGAUGUGCUAAUUAAAGUGGGUAAGUUAGUAUUUCCAACUGAAUUGGUAGUACUAGACAUGGAAGAAGACAAGGACAUACCAUUGAUCCUUAAGCGCCCUUUCUUAGCAACUGGUGGUGUGUUUAUAGAUGUUCAAAGAGGUCACCUAACCUUGAGUGCUAAUGAUGAAGAAAUCAAGUUUGACAUUUAUAAGUCUUUUAAUCAAUCCAAUACCGAGAAUACAUGCAAUAUGAUUGAGUCUUGUAACUCCAAUGAAGUUAAUCGAGAGACUAAAGAAGCCUCGAGAUAA
Molecule: messenger RNA, 1209 nt
Organism: Cannabis sativa
Lineage: Eukaryota; Viridiplantae; Streptophyta; Magnoliopsida; Rosales; Cannabaceae
Exons: 2
Coding region: 1-1209 (402 amino acids)
Source: RefSeq, a predicted model, not a curated record